Ilyonectria robusta is the source of this 487-nucleotide messenger RNA. RefSeq lists its product as uncharacterized. Lineage: Eukaryota; Fungi; Ascomycota; Sordariomycetes; Hypocreales; Nectriaceae. The coding region runs from base 139 to 393 and encodes 84 amino acids. The transcript has a single exon. The record is from RefSeq and is a predicted model, not a curated record.
UACAUUCCAUGCGAGCCAUACUCCCCGUCUGGAGGACGACCCCCAUCGCCAUCCUCCAUCGGGAAAGUGGGAUACCUCCUAUCGCCCAACUUCUCGAAGCAUGUCGAUACCGCUUCUCCACCCGACUCAAAUCCCUUGAUGAGGCACAUCCCCUCGCGAAGCGCACGCUUCCACCCAGACAACCCACCUACCACCCGCUUAUCAAGCAGAAGUACCAAACUCUAUCAGAGAGCAGCUUCAAGACCCGUCUCCGACGGACUAAUGAGCUCCUCGCACCCUGUCCACGCCCGGCUCUCAUGCAAAAACGCUUCGACAAGGAACAGGACACACCCCUACAGACGGCAGCAAAAGAGGAAUCGGCCGAGGCCUUCCUCCGGUGGGCUGAGACAGUAGGCCCAACCACUCUGAUCGUAUACUCAGACGGCUCCUUGUCCUCGGAAGGAGCAGCCAGCUAUGGGUUUGCCAUUCACCAGAAGGACCUUUCCAU